CGCUAUUUGGGCGAGGAGGAGGCCUUUCAGCCCCUCGAAUGAGACUUAGCUUCAGUUUUCUCGCGGAACCUUCGUGCGGGAAUCGGGAUUCCGGCCGGAGGUAGAGAGUACGUACCCGGAGAUGGUGGCGCUGUGAGCGGGGAGGUGCGCCGAAGAUGCAUCUGACGGUUACGCUGUGGAUCAGACAUGGGAAGGUGUACAGGCGCAUGGGCCUGGGACCGCGUUCUCGCAUCGACAUGCUGCGCUGCCUUGUCACCGCCCUGGUCCGGCACGAGAGGAUCGAGACCACCCUGGCACGGGCCGAUGAGAUGAGGGUCUACGCCGAGAGGCUGGUGGACCAUGCCAAGAGGGGGGAAACUGAUCCACGGGCCAUGGAGAUGGCCGACUUCUGGCUGACGGAGAAAGACCUGAUCCCAAAGCUGUUCCAGGUUUUGGCACACCGUUUCCAGAACCAGACAGGGAACUAUGUCCGGAUGUUGCAGAUUCCCAACCGGGACACCUACGACCGGGCACGAAUGGCCGUGAUUGAGUACCGGGGCAACCCCCUUCCUCCUCUGCCAACCUCCCGACCCAGCAACAACCCCAACACCCUGCUCAACCGGCUGUUGGAGGGCUGGAGGCAGGAGGCUGCUUCCACUCGAGCCUCAGCCCAAGGCCAGUCCCAGGUUCCGGGUGCGGCCUAGCUUUGACUUGCCUGGCUCCCCGUGGAGGAAGGGUGUGGGGGGUUGUGUGCAGCAUUCUCCCUCACCCUUGGGGACCACCUGCUGGGCACAGUAAAUGGAUGGGCCCAUAACCCAGAGACUUUUGUUCUCCAGAAAUACGAUUCGAAUGCACUUCCUCUGUCUACUUUCUCAACAUUAAAGCCCUGUGACCCUC
This is a messenger RNA of Mobula hypostoma (lesser devil ray), 876 nucleotides long. Its product is annotated as large ribosomal subunit protein bL17m-like. Bases 156 to 683 code for a protein of 175 amino acids. Gene Ontology annotation, molecular function: structural constituent of ribosome. Lineage: Eukaryota; Metazoa; Chordata; Chondrichthyes; Myliobatiformes; Myliobatidae. The record is from RefSeq and is a predicted model, not a curated record. The transcript has 4 exons. Gene Ontology annotation, cellular component: mitochondrial large ribosomal subunit; ribosome. Gene Ontology annotation, biological process: translation.